Molecule: messenger RNA, 1379 nt
Organism: Vombatus ursinus (common wombat)
Lineage: Eukaryota; Metazoa; Chordata; Mammalia; Diprotodontia; Vombatidae
Product: zinc finger protein OZF-like
Exons: 2
Coding region: 10-1302 (430 amino acids)
Biological process (GO): regulation of transcription by RNA polymerase II
Molecular function (GO): RNA polymerase II cis-regulatory region sequence-specific DNA binding; DNA-binding transcription factor activity
Source: RefSeq, a predicted model, not a curated record
AAAGCAGCAAUGGGAAAAAUUUUCCAUAAAUAUGAUAAACUUGGAAAGAGUUCCAGUGUCUUUUCAGAUGUAAUUAAAUAUAAUACAGUCUUCUCAGGGAAGAAUUUUUAUAAACCAAACAUGUGUAGGAAGCCCAACAGCUCCCACUCAGACCUCAUUAAAUUUCAUAGGACACAUACCAGUGAGAAGCUAUAUAAAUCUAAUGAAUGUGGAAAAGCUUUUGGGUGUAAUGUAUGUGGUAAGAUCUUCAGCCAGAGAGGACACCUUACAAGACAUUGCAGAAUUCAUGCAGGAGGAAAUUCAUUUGAAUGUAAUGAAUGUGGGAAAGCCUUUAGCCAGAGGCAAUACCUUAUUGCUCAUCAAAUAAUUCAUAAUGGAGAGAAACCUUUUAAAUGUAAUGAAUGUGGGAAGACUUUCAGACAGAGGGGAAAACUUAGCGAACAUAAGACAAUUCACACUGGAUGUGAACCUUUUUGGUGUCAUGAAUGUGGGAAAGCAUUCAACCAGAGGGGACACUUUACAAGACACCAGAGAACUCAUAGUAGGAUAAAACCUUUUGAAUGUAACGAAUGUAAGAAAGCCUUCAGCAGAUUGCAAAAUCUCACUGAACAUCAGCGAAUUCAUACUGGAGAGAAACCCUUUGAAUGUAAUGAAUGUGGGAAAGCCUUCAACCAAAUGGGAAUCUUUAUUGGUCAUCAGAUAAUUCAUACUGGGGAGAAACCUUUUGAAUGUGAGGAAUGUGGGAAAGCCUUUAGCAAAAGAGCCAAUCUUACUGAACAUAAGAGAAUUCAUACUGGAGAGAAACCUUAUAAAUGUGGUGAACGUGGGAAAGCCUUCAGCCAAAAAAGAGUUCUUAUUGAUCACCAGAGAAUUCAUACUGGAGAUAAACCCUUUGAGUGGGAUGAAUGUGGGAAAGCCUUCAGCCAGAGGGGGCACCUCACUCGACAUCAGACAACUCAUGCUAGAGUAAAACCAUUUGAAUGCGAUGAAUGUAAAAAAGCCUUCAGCCAGAGACAGUAUCUUAUUGCUCAUCAGAGAACUCAUAUUGAAGAGAAACCCUUUGAAUGUCAUGAGUGCGGGAAAGGUUUUAGCCAGAAAGGGAAACUUAUGGAACAUAAGAGAAUUCAUACAGGAGACAAACCUUUUGGGUGUAAUAAAUGUGGGAAAACUUUCAAUCAGAGAGGGUGUCUUAGUAGACAUCAGAGAACUCACACUGGAGUGAAACCUUUUGAAUGUGAGGAAUGUGGGAAAGCCUAUGGCCAAAGGGGACACCUUAUUAGACAUCAGAGAGCUCACCAUUAACAUGGGAAGUGGGGGAGGAGAAUAAGGAUUUAUAUAGUACCUACUGUGUGCUAGGUAUAUUUACAAAUAUCUCAUUU